Molecule: messenger RNA, 3144 nt
Organism: Drosophila novamexicana
Lineage: Eukaryota; Metazoa; Arthropoda; Insecta; Diptera; Drosophilidae
Gene: TTLL4B
Product: tubulin polyglutamylase TTLL4
Exons: 7
Coding region: 131-3133 (1000 amino acids)
Biological process (GO): microtubule cytoskeleton organization; protein polyglutamylation
Cellular component (GO): cilium
Molecular function (GO): tubulin binding; tubulin-glutamic acid ligase activity
Source: RefSeq, a predicted model, not a curated record
UUUUUGUCGAUCUAGUACUCUAAUUAACAAAACGCCGACAUAUUUUCGGUUUGCUUGCUUUGCUACACUUACAAAAUUACGUGUGCGCGUGUAAAUGUAAAAGUUAUCCAAAAUUUUCUGUGGAAAACCUAUGGCACAGAUCACAACUGAGAAAAGGACAACGCCAACGAUGCGUCCACAUACGACAGGAGCCAAUGUUGCCGCUGCCGCGUCCUCGGCCACAAAGGAGAAUACGGCAUCGCGACAUCAUGCGACACAGUCGCGUGGCAAGGGCAUCGAGAUCUUAGAUUUUCACGAGUCCUGGUUAGAAGAGGUCGAACUCUAUAAAGACAAGCUGGUCAUGUGCAAGCAGCUGGCACAUCAUAAUCAUCAAUCCGCACACCAAUCGUCGCAUCAAUCACAUAAUUAUAAUUCCCAUGGAACGCAGCGUCUGUCCAAUCAUAUGCGCAGCUCUGCCGGCCACUCCUCGGUGGCAACAGCAGCUAGCUCAGGCAUCUCAGCAGCGGCGGCGGCAGCCACAGCUGCUGCCACAGCAACAAUAACAACUGCAUCCAAAUCGGCCAGGGGCCAACUGCAGAAAUCCACAAUCCAAUCAUCAGCGGCAAAUAGGCGUUCAAAGACGUCGGAGGCUUCAACUGCUGCCGUUGCCACUGCAGCGCCCGUUAAGUCGCCGCCACAGUCGCGUAUCACACCCAAGUUGAACUCUGUGCCAGCGCCAGUUGUAGGCGUGCUCCAAUCUGAGCCGUACAAGAAAGUUCAGAUGCUUUUAAAGCGUGCACGUGAGGAUGCUCUUGCCAAAAAUGCAACGAAUAGCAGCGGCAACAGCAGCAGCUGUAAGCGUCCCAGUAACAUCGGCUCGGCCUGCCCAAGUCCGCCCAGAAGUGGAUUGGCCCGCAGCUCCAGUGCGACAACGAUAAAGGCCGCCAGCAAGAUUGUUGUCAAUACGUUCCAUGGCAGCAGCAUGCUAAAUGGACAGCAGCACGACGAGAAGAGCAAGAUACUAACACAGAAUGGUCUAACCAAAUCAGCUGCCUCGGCCCUGGAGACAUCGCUCUAUGCCUCGCUCUAUGCGCAGCCAUCGCAGUUGCCAUUCCAGUGCAUCAAUUCGCGUAUCGCCUCCGGUGAGCAUUCAAGCAAUUAUAUGGGCGUCUCCUUGAACAAAUGUGUGAGCAUCAAUCAUGAAGGACGCCAGAACGAUGAUGAUCCCUGCGCUGCCAUUGAUGAAAUUACCAGCUACGACGACUCGGAUUCGGAUGAGGACUAUGUGGGCACACCGUUCUAUCUGGAGGACGACAAUGAUGAGACGAGCCAAAGUCGUCAUAUUCGCCUUAAACUGGAUAAAGUACCGUCCAAGGCUUCGGUGGCAACCACAAAUACAACAGACUCUGAAGCAUCUGUAUACUUUAAGCCAGAGUCGAUAUUGUCACCCAGCUUGUUCCCGAAUGUGCCGCCCUAUUUGAAUUUCACAUCGCAUGCUGACAAGGGGCCGCCGAUGCCGGCUACACUGCAUCGUGUGCUCAAAUGGAAGCUCAGCCCGGUUAUGCCAAAGAUUGUAAAACGCGUUGUGCUCAAUUCAGGCUUUCGCAUUAUCAAAAACACCACCGACUGGAUGGCUGUGUGGGAGAAGCACAUGAAGAGUCCAGGCUUUCGUACGAUACGCUCGCAUCAGAAAUAUAACCAUAUGCCCGGCUCGUUUCGCAUUGGACGCAAGGACACAAUGUGGCGCAGCAUUGCCAACAAUAUGAAGAAGUUUGGCAAAAAGGAAUUUGGAAUUAUGCAAAAAUCGUACAUAAUGCCUGAUGAUCUGGAGAAUUUGCGUCAGGUGUGGCCCAAGAACGCAUCGAAGCUGACCAAAUGGAUUGUUAAGCCGCCGGCCAGUGCACGGGGCACCGGGAUACGUAUUGUGAACAAGUGGAGUCAAUUUCCCAAGGAUCGCCCGUUGGUGGUCCAAAAGUAUAUCGAACGUCCGCUGCUGAUCAAUGACAACAAAUUCGAUAUGCGUCUGUAUGUGGUGCUGACCUCCAUAAAUCCGCUGCGCAUCUAUAUGUUUAAGGAUGGGCUGGCGCGUUUCGCUUCGGUCAAGUACAGUUCGGAGCUGGGGAAUCUGGAUGAGCGUUGCAUGCAUCUGACCAACUAUAGCAUAAAUAAGUUUUCGCAAAAUUAUACGAAAAACGAGGAUUUCAAUGCGUGUCAGGGACACAAGUGGACACUGCAAUCGUUAUGGUCCUGCCUGGAGAAUCGGGGCGUUAACACGAAACGCCUGUGGGCAACGUUACGGAAUCUGGUCAUCCGGGGCAUUGUCUCGGGCGAAUCUGGCCUGAAUCGUAUGUAUCGGCAAAAUGUGAAUUUCCGCUACAAUUGUUAUGAGCUAUUCGGUUUCGAUGUGCUGCUCGAUGAGAAUCUGGUGCCCUGGCUGCUCGAGAUAAAUAUAUCACCGUCGCUGCACUCGGAACUGCCGCUCGAUUUGCAUGUGAAGGGUCCACUGAUACAGGCCGUGCUCAAUACGGCGCUGUAUCAGGUGCCGCCCAAGUUGAAUGACCGGCAACAGCAGGAGAUACUUGAUGAGCUGCAGAUGCAGGGACCGCUUGUCCACGACAAACGCAUCUUUACCACCUGCCUAACAGCCGAAGAGGUGCGCAAGCACAAUCAUUUCACCAGUCGUGCCAUUGAGUUUCGGGAGGAGUAUGUGGACACCAUACUGGACAAUCUGUUGCCAGACGAUGUCCGUUGCCUGAUCGUUGCCGAGGACGAGCUGGCACGCUGUAAGCCGCUGGAGCGCGUCUUUCCCACACAGGGCACACAUGUAUUUCUGCCUUACUUUGAGAAUGCGCGCUACUAUAACCGCCUGCUGGAUGCUUGGGAGACCAAGUACGCCAAGAAUCGUGAGCAGGGCAUUGCAUUAUUGACGCGCUUCUGCAAGGAUAAAUAUCAUUUGCAGGUCUCCGAAGCAGCCAUGGAAAAGGAACCAAAUGUUGCCCUUACCGAGAUAGACAUGCUGCAUGUGAAAAAGGAAGAAAUUCUGGAUAAUCCAACAAAUUUACCGCUUAUUAAAGCCGCUGAGAGCAGUGAUGCAGCAAUGCAAGCUGCCAUGGGCUACAAAUCAAGAAGUCCAGAACCGACCAAUAUUCAUUAAAAAAAAAAAAA